AUGUCUGACACAAACGAUCUGCCCCUGGAGCAAUGGGUCACCCUUGAGUAUCAAGACCGCAUUGCCAUCAUCACGAUCAAUCGUCCUGAUAAAUUGAAUGCACUGCCUAAGGAUGGAUUCUACCGCAUAACGCAAUGUCUCCGAGAGAUUGAGACUCAUGAAGAAGUCUUAGUGACUCUGCUCACAGGCAAAGGCCGAUUCUUCUGCGCCCGCAAAACUCCUCCGGGAGUAGAUGUCUGGCGACACGGUCUCAGAGAGACAGUGGCCAACAACCUUAACAACACACAAGCCUUCUACUCUCAUUCCAAGAUUCUAGUCACGGCCUUAAACGGACCAGUGGUCGGAAUCGCAGCAGCUCUUAUCAGUUUCUCGGAUUUCAUCUAUUGUGUACCGCAUACGUAUCUGCUCACACCUUUCUCCAGUCUGGGUCUGAUCUCUGAAGGAGGUGCUUCUGUCGGAUUCAUCAGGCGGAUGGGCGUGGCAAAGGCCAAUGAAGCUUUGUUGACCAGUCGACGUCUGCAAGCCAAAGAUCUAGAGGUAUGCGGUUUCAUCAACAAGAUCUUUGAUUGCGGCAAAGGCGAGGACGAACGCUUCCGAGAGCUGGUGCUAGAUCAUAUCCGUGAUACUAUGGGGGAUCACCUCGUGGCGUCGAGUUUGAUCGAGACCAAGGCUAUAGUUACGGCUUCAAUGCGGAGAGAAAUAGAUAGUUCAAUGGUCGCUGAACUGUUUGGAGGACUCAAGCGCACGGCUCUGGGCAUUCCGCAGAAGGAGUUCGAAAAGAUUAGAACUGGAGCGAAGAGGCACAAGCUGUAA
Messenger RNA from Aureobasidium musti, 813 nucleotides. The record is from the annotation of a GenBank genome assembly. Lineage: Eukaryota; Fungi; Ascomycota; Dothideomycetes; Dothideales; Saccotheciaceae.